Messenger RNA from Triticum turgidum subsp. durum (durum wheat), 2079 nucleotides. The record is from the annotation of a GenBank genome assembly. NCBI's taxonomy places the organism in Eukaryota, Viridiplantae, Streptophyta, Magnoliopsida, Poales, Poaceae.
AUGGCGACCGCGGCGACGUCGAAGAAGGCGGCGAACCGGCUGGUGGUGGAGGAGGCCACCACCAACGACGACAACUCCGUGUGCAAUCUCCACCCCGACACCAUGGAGAAGCUCUCCAUAUACAAAGGCGACAUCGUGCUGCUCAAGGGCAAACGCCGCCACAACACGGUCUGCAUGGCACUGCCCGACGACACCUGCGAGGGGCACAAGCUCAGGAUCAACAAGGUGGCCCGCUCCAACCUGCGCGUGCGCAUCGCCGACGUCGUGUCCGUGCACCUGUGCCACGACGCCAAGUUCGGCAAGCGCGUGCACAUCCUCCCUCUGGACGACAGCGUCGAGGGCAUCACGGGCAACCUCUUCGACGCCUACCUCAAGCCCUACUUCGUGGACGCCUUCCGCCCGGUCCACAAGGGCGACCUCUUCCUCGUGCGCGGCGGCAUGCGGAGCGUCGAGUUCAAGGUCAUGGAGAUCGACCCCGCGGCGGACUACUGCGUCGUGGCGCCCGACACGGAGAUAUUCUGCGAGGGUGAGCCCGUCAAGCGGGAGGACGAGGAGAGGCUGGACGAUGUCGGCUACGACGACGUGGGUGGCAUGGGGAAACCGUUGACUCUGAUCAGGGAGCUCGUCGAGUUGCCACUCAGGCAUCCGCAGCUUUUCAAGUCCAUUGGCGUCAAGCCUCCCAAGGGCAUCCUCCUCUACGGCCCUCCCGGGUCGGGCAAGACUCUGAUCGCCCGUGCGGUGGCCAACGAGACCGGGGCCUUCUUCUUCCUCAUCAACGGCCCGGAGAUAAUGUCCAAGAUGGCCGGAGAGAGCGAGAGCAACCUGAGGAAGGCCUUCGAGGAGGCCGAGAAGAACGCACCCUCCAUCAUCUUCAUCGACGAGAUCGACUCCAUUGCCCCUAACAGGGAGAAGACUCACGGCGAGGUCGAGAGGCGCAUCGUCUCCCAGCUGCUGACGCUCAUGGACGGCAUGAAGGCCCGCGCGCACGUCAUCGUCAUGGGUGCCACGAACCGUCCCAACAACAUCGACCCUGCCUUGAGGCGCUUCGGGAGGUUCGAUCGCGAGAUCGACAUCGGCGUGCCGGACGAGGUCGGGCGUCUCGAAGUGCUCCGCAUCCACACAAAAAACAUGAAGCUGGACAAGGACGUCAACCUACAGGUGAUUGCCAAGGAUACGCACGGCUACGUCGGUGCCGACUUGGCCGCGCUCUGCACCGAAGCGGCGUUGCAGUGUAUCAGGGAGAAGAUGGACGUGAUUGACUUAGAGGACGACACCAUUGAUGCCGAGAUCUUGAACUCCAUGGCCGUCACAAAUGGCCACCUUAAGACGGCUCUCGUGGGCACGAACCCGUCCGCGCUUCGUGAGACCGUUGUCGAGGUGCCCAACGUCAGCUGGACCGAUAUCGGUGGGCUCGACGGCGUCAAGAGGGAGCUGCAAGAGACCGUCCAGUACCCGGUCGAGCACCCAGAGAAAUUCGAGAAGUUCGGCAUGUCGCCGUCCAAGGGCGUCCUCUUCUACGGGCCACCAGGAUGCGGCAAGACCUUGCUGGCGAAGGCCAUCGCCAAUGAGUGCCAGGCCAACUUCAUCAGCAUCAAGGGGCCAGAGCUGCUCACUAUGUGGUUCGGCGAGAGCGAGGCCAACGUGCGCGAGAUCUUCGACAAGGCGCGUCAGUCUGCGCCGUGCGUGCUGUUCUUCGACGAGCUCGACUCCAUCGCGACCCAGAGGGGCGGCAGGGUGGGCGACGCCGGCGGUGCGGCGGACAGGGUCCUGAACCAGCUGCUCACUGAGAUGGACGGCAUGAACGCCAAGAAGACGGUGUUCAUCAUCGGCGCCACCAAUAGGCCGGACAUUAUUGACUCGGCGUUGCUCCGUCCCGGCCGCCUCGACCAGCUCAUCUACAUCCCAUUGCCGGACGAGGCCUCGCGGCACCAGAUUUUCAAGGCCUGCCUCAGGAAGUCUCCCGUGGCCAAGGAUGUCGACCUCGGCGCGCUUGCAAGGUUCACCGCCGGCUUUAGCGAGGAUGGGGAAAGACACCAUGGAGGUGGACGGUGGGCAGGAAGACGAGGUGGCUCAGAUUAA